GAUACUGAGCAGAAGCAAAAUGAGUGUCCAAAGAGCUGUUUUGUUCUGGAUUGUUGGAACUUUUGUUAUCUGUGAGUGUGUGGAGAAACCUCAUAUUGUGUUUAUCGUAGCUGAUGACCUCGGAUGGAACGAUGUCGGAUUCCGGAACCCUCAAAUGAUCACCCCUAACCUGGACAGACUGGCCAAAGCUGGUGUCAUCCUCAACUCAUCUUACGUCCAGCCUCUAUGCUCGCCCUCCAGAAGUUGUUUCAUGUCCGGGUAUUUUCCGUAUCACACUGGUCUACAAGAUAGCGUUGUUAAGAUAAACGCAGCAAAAUUCCUUCCGGCUAACUUAACAACAAUCCCGCAGAAACUGAAACAACUUGGUUAUGAUGCCCACAUGGUUGGGAAGUGGCACCUUGGCUUCUGUAACUGGAAGUAUACACCCACAGACAGAGGCUUUGACUCCUACCUUGGAUAUUACGCUGGAACGGAGAAUUAUUUUACUCACAUUAGAAAGGAUGACGAAGGUAACGUGGGACUGGAUUUUCGCCUCAACAAAACUGCCUAUAGAGACGCCAACGGAACCUAUUCUACACAUAUAUUUGCAAACAAGGCCGUUGAAAUCAUUGAGAACCACGACAAUAGUAAGCCACUUUAUCUAUACCUUCCUUUCCAGGCGGUACAUGAACCUCUUCAAGUUCCACCUAAAUAUGAAAACAUGUACAAGAACAUAGAAACCAUAAAUAGAAGGAUAUAUUGUGGAAUGGUAACUGCGUUAGACGAAGCUGUAGGAAAUAUCACUAAGGCAUUAGAAGACAAAGGUCUCAUGGACAAUCUACUGUUGAUCUUUACAACUGAUAAUGGUGGUCCCACAUUUAUUGCUGCCAAUAACCUGCCUUUACGGGGAGCCAAACAUACUCUCUGGGAAGGGGGAACGAAAGGAACUGGAUUCAUCUACAGUAAAACCCUUCUGAAGAAAACGGGCUACCUCAACACUGGAAUGAUGCAUGCUGUGGACUGGUACCCUACUUUGGUGGAGCUGGCCGGUGGUGAAAACACAGAUCCCAACAUGGACGGAGUCAGUCAGUACGAUAUGCUGAUCAAUGGUGGACCCAGCAAGCGGAAUGAGUUCGUCUACAACAUCUAUGACGAGAUUGAUGCAGCUGCAAUCAGGUACGGAGAUCUCAAGCUCAUGCAAGGGAGUCCAGGAAUUCACAAUGGUUGGGCUCCUUUGCCACAUCUGGGAAUUGAUGAAGGUGUCUAUGAAGCUGAUAACCAAGUGUUCCCUCCCUUCAUGCUCUACAACAUUACUGCAGAUCCAACCGAACACUUCGACCUCUCAGCCAAGUAUCCUGAUCUUCUGGACAUGAUGAAGAAGAGGCUGGUGAACUGGAAGAAGUCUCGUGUUCCUGCCCAGAACAAUUCUCCUGUUCCUGCAUCCUACCCCAAGAACUUCGGUGGCGUAUGGAGUCCUGGGUGGUGUUGAUUUCUAUAUCAAGCAGACACUUCCUGUUGCACAAGUAUUCUAAGGCUGUGAAUGAAAGAAUAGUGAUGGAAACUGAGAGUUCGCUACAUAACAUUUACUUGAUUUAAACGAGAAUACUAACGCCAAAUUGUUUUUUCAUAGGGGUUAAGCAUUCUAAAAGUCACCUUUCUUGAUUUAAAUUGAAGAAAUCGCAAUAAACACGCACUCGUC
Molecule: messenger RNA, 1678 nt
Organism: Haliotis rubra (blacklip abalone)
Lineage: Eukaryota; Metazoa; Mollusca; Gastropoda; Lepetellida; Haliotidae
Product: arylsulfatase B-like
Exons: 1
Coding region: 20-1468 (482 amino acids)
Source: RefSeq, a predicted model, not a curated record